UUUUUUCCCAUUUUUUCCUUCUACCCCUCAUUGUGCCACUUGAGCCUGGAGUAGAUAGAAAGACUGUAGUGGAGUGAAAGUUAGCAAGCAACUGAGAGAAAGACAGAAAGAGAGAGCCCGGAGGAAGUCAUGCAGAGUGUGAGGCAGCCCAGCGGCAAUGCUUGAUGAACUGAACUGCUGACCAGAAACUCUUUCUUCACUUUGACUGAACCUCACAGGGAUCAAGAAAUCAGACGAGAGAUUCCUGAUCUGAAGAGAUCAACUCGUUGUCCUCACUGAGGGGCAGAAAAACCAGGCAAGGACGUGGAGAGGAAAAAGAGAGUGUUAGAGACAAGGAGACAGAGGAGAGUUCUACAAAUGCAAAUUGGAGCAGAAGAGCACAAGGAGAUGCUCAGAGGGACCAGAUAGUGGCAAGAAAAGCAAGACAAGUAGCAAGUGUGCCCACAGAGACCACGCAAAGAAAGGGCGACGCAUUAGGAGGAGUUAGAAGCUGUUGCAAGUCAAGCAGGGAGAGAAAGAACAAAUCAAGACAGAAAACAGAGAGACAGUGUUAGAGAAGGAUGGCUAACUCAGGUCUACAGUUGUUGGGUUACUUUCUGGCGUUGGGUGGCUGGAUUGGCAUCAUCUCCACAACUGCCUUGCCCCAGUGGAAGCAGUCAUCGUACGCCGGCGAUGCCAUCAUCACGGCCGUGGGUCUGUACGAGGGGCUGUGGAUGAGCUGUGCCUCACAGAGUACGGGACAGGUGCAGUGCAAGAUCUUUGACUCCAUGCUCUCGCUGGACAUCCACAUCCAGACAUGCCGGGCCCUUAUGGUGGUGUCAGUACUGCUGGGCUUUAUUGGGAUCAUCGUCAGCGUGGUGGGCAUGAAGUGUACCAAGGUGGGAGAUAACAACCCAGCCACCAAGACCCGCAUCGCUAUGACCGGAGGAGCACUCUUUCUGCUUGCAGGUUUAUGCACACUGGUUUCUGUGUCCUGGUAUGCCACUCAGGUGUCCUAUCAGUUCUUUAACCCAAAUACACCACCCAAUGCCAGGUAUGAGUUUGGCUCAGCCUUGUUUGUCGGAUGGGCAGCAGCCAGUCUGACUGUUCUGGGUGGCUCUCUGCUGUGCUGCUCCUGCUCCAAAGAAGAUAUGCGAGGACAGCAAUAUUACCGCCAAUCACAGCCUUCCACAGCAAGGGAGGCAGAGUUGUUGAGUGAAACUAGUUUCCCUGACUGAUCAGCCCCCGCCUUUUUAUCGAGGACUUUCCGACUGUCCCACCACUGUCUCCCCAUCCCCCCUUCAUUUCCUGUUACCUCUUUACCUCCCAAUUUGGACCUCUUGUAGAUGAUUUCCUUUUACUCAAUAAUACAUCUGCACCUUAUCACUUUUAAUGGGAACCAAGGUGUACUGUCUUCUUCCGACCCCCUCUCCGUCUCUGAGCCUUCUCUGUAAAUAUGGACUCAUGUGGUCAGAUGUUUUCUUUAAGAAAUAAGAUAUCAACCCUCUGCUACACCUCCUGUUCCCCCUUCUGUCCAAAUAUUGGUGCAAAGUUAACAAUAAACUGAAACAUACUGUUGUGCUGAUUCGUAGUUUCACUUAUAGCCUAUGACCUCUGUUUUGGUAAAUGUGAGGUUUUUUUCUUGUCGCUGUGACUGUACUUUGACUGAAACAUGUCUUUUUUCCCUUUUGAAUUGCAGACCAAAUGUUAAAAGUACCCCACCAGAGAAAAGGGAGCAGUACUUGUAGUUUGGGAGAGUCUUCUGGCCCUACCAUGGUUUAAAUUCUGUCAACAGACAAAACCCUUUCACUGAGAAAUUCAAAACAGACAAGAAUGAAUUUAUGAACAGCAAACACUCAAGCAUAUUGCAACAACAUAUAUUAAUCUUUGUUGAGAUUAAUGAAAUUGUUUGGGGAAACGUUUUAUGAAUUAGAUGUACUUAGGGGGGUUUGACAUCCUCAUCUGUGUUGUUGACAUUGGGAGAGACAGUCAUUCAGGGUAUGUUUUCUAUAACAUGUUAAAAAACCCAGGUGUAUAUACCACCAACUUUACUCCUUUUUUUUUUUUUUACUACAUAUAAUGUUUUACUACAGUGCCUUAUAACACACGUUUGCACACAUGUAUGUGAAUUCUGUUUUCCAUCCCAUCUGAGGGAUGUGUGUCCACAGUUCCUCUGCAAGGACUUAUGUUUCCCUUUGUUUCUAUUGUUGGAGUUCAAAAAACGAAUGUGAAGCUACUCUACAGUACCACUUAUGAACAAAAAGGACAUAUACAUGAUAGAUCUGCCACGUGUUGCCUUAUGCCACUGUAAACUCUGUGCCUGUUUCCAAGUAGUGUGGAUUGAGGAUAUACCAAGUGCACCCAUUGUGUAUCGUCAGGUGCCAAUAUGAUUUUGUGUGAAUGGAAGAGUCAUCGUAUUAUUGACUCUUAAGGACGUACUGUAUUGUGUGCUGUCUCCUGUACUAAGGAAUGCCAGUUUGCUGAGAGUUAAAAUGCCUGCAUUUAUUUACCAUGCCAUUCUUUUUCUCUAAUAUUUACCUCCUUCAUGCCGUGUAUCAUCUCAUUUACCUGUAUACCUGUCUGUUUCCUUUAGAAUGAAGUAAACAGAGAUGGAAAAAUG
Molecule: messenger RNA, 2599 nt
Organism: Oreochromis niloticus (Nile tilapia)
Lineage: Eukaryota; Metazoa; Chordata; Actinopteri; Cichliformes; Cichlidae
Gene: cldn19
Product: claudin 19
Exons: 5
Coding region: 561-1217 (218 amino acids)
Cellular component (GO): membrane; bicellular tight junction
Molecular function (GO): structural molecule activity
Source: RefSeq, a predicted model, not a curated record